CUAUAAUCCAUUCAUUUCAAUACCCUACAGUCCUACCCCAUUAUCUCCUACUCCUCCAGACCCUACACCCCACCACAAUGUAUACCAUCACCCGUACCUCCACUGCGGCCGCCAUCACUAUCCUCCUGACCCUUGCAACAACUACCCUCGCCCUUCCAUCUCAAUCCUUAGUACUACGUAAACCUCAGCCCGCAAUGGCCCAAGUCCAAGCAGAAGCCCAAUCCCUCAUCGACGCCAAAGCCGCCUCUGGCUGCGACGUCUUGAAGUGCGUCGUCGCGCUUGCCCCUGCAUCCGUCACCUGUGCCGCUGCGCUCGUCGAGGAGGGCCUGAACCCGAUCGCAGAUGCGGCGUGCUUUGCCACGGCCCUGAACACUGCUGUCAAUCCUGUGAGUGUAUUCUUUGAGCCCCUCGUUUCAUAG
Messenger RNA from Aaosphaeria arxii CBS 175.79, 419 nucleotides. RefSeq lists its product as uncharacterized. The coding region runs from base 78 to 419 and encodes 113 amino acids. The record is from RefSeq and is a predicted model, not a curated record. The transcript has a single exon. Lineage: Eukaryota; Fungi; Ascomycota; Dothideomycetes; Pleosporales.